Messenger RNA from Acipenser ruthenus (sterlet), 14933 nucleotides. RefSeq names its product versican core protein-like. Gene Ontology annotation, molecular function: calcium ion binding; hyaluronic acid binding. The transcript has 16 exons. Gene Ontology annotation, biological process: cell adhesion. The record is from RefSeq and is a predicted model, not a curated record. NCBI's taxonomy places the organism in Eukaryota, Metazoa, Chordata, Actinopteri, Acipenseriformes, Acipenseridae. The coding region runs from base 606 to 13073 and encodes 4155 amino acids.
UAUUGGUCAUGGCAAUUCGCUAGAGAGUACCCCCACGUCUUUUAAUUUGGGGUUUCUUCAUGCACUCACUCAAAAGGGUGCCCCUCCUCUUGGAGUGACGGAAUAAUAAGCGGUGUAAAAAGCGGUGUUUGAACUUGCAGUCUGCUGGCUUCGUGGUUCUGUCUGCCCGGAUCAGAACACCAAACUGCAACCCGGAAUCGGAUCCUCUGCCGCGGUUAUUGCAAAUGAGAUAACAACUGAACGAGAACAAGAGUAGUUUAUACAAAACAAAAACAAAAAAAAAACCACACAGCAUCCUUUUACAGCGAAGACCCCGGAACGUGUUAAUACAAUCUAUAUUGGAAAUACCGGUACUGAAAUUAAGGAUAUAACUAGGAUUUCCUGAUCAUCUGGAUUUACAAGAUCUUAAAAAAAGGAAAUAAUUAUUAUCGCUAAUAGCGAUUGCUGGUGAUUUUGAAAGGAAUUAACGAGGGGAAAAAGGAAACAACAGCUGAAAAAAAAAACCUACAAUAAAACUACCAGCCAGGCGUGGAAUUGACCUGUUAACAGAGUCCUCAACAGGAAGAAUUUAGAAGACUUUUCAUUGGAUCUUGCUUCAGGUCAAGAUGUUAUUAAAUAUAAAACAUAUCCUGUGGUUAUCCUGCACCUUAACAGUAACAUUUGCAGUACAUAACAAGAGAAUCCCAGUUAUAAAGGUAGAAAAAAGCCCCCCAGUUACGGGGACUCUAGCCGGCAAAGUCGUGCUGCCAUGCCACUUCUCUACCAUGCCCACAUCAGCGCCCAUGCACAACGCCACCCACGACUACCUGAGAAUCAAGUGGACCAAAUUCGAGUAUGACACGGAGACCACAGUGCUGGUGGCCCAGAAUGGGGUGAUUAAAGUCGGCUCAGGAUACAAGAAUAGAGUGUCGGUGCCCAGCCACCCGGAAGACAUUGGCGAUGCCUCACUGACAGUAGUUAAAGUUCGGGCAAGUGAUGCCGGCCUUUACCGCUGCGAGGUCAUGUAUGGAAUCGAAGACACCCAGGACACAGUGGCACUGGAUGUGGCUGGCGUUGUGUUUCACUAUCGGGCCCCAAGCAGCAGAUACACCCUGAACUUUGAGAUAGCUAAAAAAACCUGCGAGGAUAUUGGGGCUACCAUCGCAACCCCGGCACAGCUCACUGCCGCCUAUGAAGAUGGGUUUGAUCAGUGUGACGCUGGCUGGAUGUCUGAUCAGACAGUCAGGUACCCAAUCACCAAGCCUAGGGCAGGUUGCUAUGGAGAUAAAAUGGGACGACCUGGUAUCAGAAGUUACGGAAUCAGAGACCCCAAGGAAACCUAUGAUGUUUACUGUUUUGCUGACAAGCUUGAAGGUGAAGUAUUUUAUGCAGCAGCUCCAUCUAAACUCACCCUCGAAGAAGCCAGGAUAGAGUGCAGGAAAAGGGAUGCAGUUCUUGCAAACCCAGGCCAGCUGCACGGAGCCUGGAGGCAAGGCCUUGACAGGUGUGAUUACGGCUGGCUGUCUGACGGCAGUGCCCGCUACCCCAUUUCUGUUGCCAGGACCCAGUGCGGAGGUGGCCUGCUUGGUGUGAGGACUCUAUACCGAUACAUGAACCAGACUGGCUUUCCUAAUCCCACAACAAAGUUUGGUGCCUACUGCUUCAAAGGUAAAGAGCCUACAAAGGCGUUCACUGCUGUUGACGUAUCAGUGGAAGGCAUGGAUUCACUACGUAAAAACAUAUCUCAAACAUCACAAGCAACAGUGAAGCCCACCAUGGCCAUCUCAUUGAUAGAAAAGGGUAAUAGCUCAACAAAGGAUCCAAGUUCGGAACCUGCAACCCCAGAGAAUGAAAUUAGUGUGGAAGCUGAAGUAGAGUCACAGACUGUUGCUGAUUUACAUUCUGGAGUAUUCCAACCAAGAUCUCCACACCACGAUAACACACAUGAGCAAGGUCCCCUUCUCACCAAUGAUGUCUUUACAGUGAUUGACUUACUAAGUUCUGUUGCCCCAGAGGCUGACACUACUACUUUGACAGUUGCAGAAAGCAUUCCUGUCGGCCGUGUAGAGACUGAAACUGUACAGCCAGACAUCAGUGAACAAGAUGCUACAGAGUCUCCAUCAAUGUUUUCAACAAGUAUGGCUAGUCCUGUUGAGCACGAUACAUUUGAACCCGAACAGGACCAGGACAGUGAGACCACACGAGUGCCACCAACAUCCCUAACUGCAGACAGGUCCAAAGCAGCAGGAGUCUAUGUUUCCAGUGAAGCAUCAGUUCCCGUUGAGAUGUCUAGCACCUCUGAUGCUACAGUGCCAACUCCUGUGUCUAAUGUCCUGUCAGAAGAAGAGAAAAAUUAUAUUUUCAUUUCUGAAGAAAUCCAACUUGAGAGUGUGCCAGAUGUGAAGCCUAGAGGUGACACGUUUUAUCCCACUACAGAAGAAACCACCUUUCCAGAGGAGCUGACAGUGAAACCAAGUACAGCGAUGGUUUCUAGUUCUGUGGAUCUACAGUCUACCCCAGUGACACCGGCUAAAAUGUUGCCUCCAAAAUCUGAUGUUGAAGACGAUGCUGAAGAACCUUUCACGGUAUAUGAAGAGGUUCUUCAUGUGUCUACUACAAAGCAGCUCUUGCUUUCUACAGAGGAGGAAACUGGAACGAAUAGUGUUUUUGAAGUAGUCUCAACUGCUUCAAUGCCUCCAACACAGAAAAGCACAGAGGAAGACCUUACUGAGGAAAGCAGUGGUCUUGAACAAUCCAUUGUAUCUGAAGGCACAAGCACAAUUUUGGGUGAAGAACUCUCAGAAGCUACACCUAGACCUCAUGGGCUUACAACAUACACACCUGUACAAACACAAACUAGAACAGUUUCUUCAGAUGUGUUGUUGUCCAGAACACUGACUGAAGAAAUCCAUAUGCAGGUUGAGGCCACCUACAUACCAAUGGAAGCAAAAAGUGAUGACCAUGUUACAACAGUACUAGGUUCACAUGAAGCUGAAUAUGUGCAUUCACAACCUACUAGCAAAGUGCUACCUGACAUUACUGUACCUACUGAAACCACUAGUCUUCUUAGCAGUCAACCAGGAGAAGAAGUAGAAAGGACAACUAUAUAUAAAGAAGAUGCCUCUACUGUUGCAUACACAGAAGUUCCUGCUGCAAGUGCUCUUACACAGCAAGACCUUUUUGAUGAGGAAGGAAGUGGCAAGGACCAGGAAACUCCUUCGACAUCUGAAACUGAAGUUACCACACAGGAUGAACAUAGCACAGUUCCCUACAUGGAAACUACAACCACACUCUAUGUUUUGGAUAGUGAUAGAAAACCAGCAGCUAGCACUACAACCAUAACUACAUCUCCUAGCCCUAUGACAGAAACAACUCAGAGCACAGUGUCCUUGACAACGGUUUUGAUGAGGGAUGGUGUCACGAGUGAUGGGCCUACAGAAGAAUCUGUUCAGCCAGCAGAAGCGGUUGAAGGAUCAGCUCUAUAUAAAGAAGAUGGCUCUGAGUCUACUGUUGUGUACACAAUUGGUGAUUCAUCUACUUUUCCAGCUGUCAGGUCAGAAGAAAUAGUAACACAGAAGAUGCCAGACCAAUCUUCUGAGGAAGGAAGUGCCAUGGACCAGGUAACAGGUUUAUUUGUCACAAGCAGUGGAUCAACACAGGCCUCUUCUUCUAGUCCACAGAAAGACGAAGAGACCUCUUCUUAUGAAGGAUCUGCCCUGUAUGAGGAGACCACAACAACAGAAGCCACCAGUCCUCGUGCAACACCUGUGCUAGAAUCCAAACAAAUGGAAGACAAAGUGACUGCAACUGAAGCAGCAGUGGUUUCAAAGACUCCUCACACAACUGAGCCUGCAGGUACUGCCACAACUGAGCAGGUUGACACGUCAUCCAAAGACCUAUUAGGAGAAAGACCAACCAGUGCACUUCCAGAGGUAUCUGAAGGAUCUGCUGUGCAUGAGGAGCUUGACAAAACAAAAGCCAGUACAACAGAACAUUCUAUAGUACAACCAAGUGAAUCCACAAUCCUUUCUGAAACUCUCAAAGUAAGUGCAACCAGUCUUUACAAAGAUGAAGGCACCAUUUCUUCUGAGAUGGUAGUAGAAGUUACACCCCAGGUUGAAGAAGGAUCUGCCAUGUAUGAGGAGACUACAAAAACAGAAGACAGUACUCCUCAAGCAACAUCUGAACCAAAAUCUGUGCAGCCCGCAACAAGUACGCUAGACAAGGUUGAAAUAAUCACAACUGAUGCAGCAUUGAUUUCACAGACUCCUCGCACAACUGAGUCUGCUGUGGUAUGGCAGGUUGUCACCUCCUCCAAGAUCCUAGUGGAAGGAAGCCCAGCCAGUGCAAUUCCAGAUGAAGCUGAAGGAUCUGCUAUGUAUGAAGGGACUAAAGAAUCAGAGGAUAAUAUCAUUCCUGCAACAGUCAGUGCUGAUUUUUCUAUAGACGAACCUGAAUCUGCACAACCAGAAACAGGAACAGCAGACAAAGUUGAAGUAAUCACAGCUGAAGCAGCAGUGAUUUUACAGACUCUUCACUCAACUGUGCCUCCAGCUACUCUUACAACGGAGUGGGUUGUCACCUCAUCCAAAGACCUGCUGGAAGGAAGUUCAGCCGGUGCAAUUCCAGAUGCAGCUGAGGGAUCUGCUAUGUUUGAGGAGCCUGAAGAAACAAAUGCCAGUACACUUGAGCCUUCUAAAGUUCAACCAAGUGAAGCCUCAGUUCACCUAACAGUAGGUUCUGAGGCUACAUCUAGUCCUCACAAAGAUGAAGAUCCCACUUCUUCUGAGCUGUUAGUCAAAGCCAUACCCACCAGUGUGGAAGGAUCUGCCAUGUAUGAGGAUACUAAAGAAACAGAAGACAUUACUCCUCGUACAACAUUCAUACCUGAAUCUGCACAACCAGAAGACAAAGGUGAAGUGACUGCAACUGAAGCAGCAGUGGUUUCAAAGACUUCUCACACAACUGAGCCUGCAGCUAGUCCCAAAACUGAGCAGGUUGACACGUCAUCCAAAGACCUAUUAGGAGAAAGACCAACCAGUGCACUUCCAGAGGUAUUUGAAGGAUCUGCUGUGUAUGAGGAGCUUGACAAAACAAAAGCCAGCACAACAGAACCUUCUAAAGCACAACAAAGUGAAGCCACAGUCCUUUCUGAAACUCUCAAAGUAAGUGCAACCAGUCUUUACAAAGAUGAAGGCACCAUUUCUUCUGAGAUGGUAGUAGAAGCUACACCCCAGGUUAAGGAAGGAUCUGCCAUGUAUGAGGAGACUACAAAAAUGGAAGACAGUACUCCUCAAGCAACAUCUGAACCAAAAUCUGCGCAGCCCGCAACAAGCCCGCUAGACAAGGUUGAAAUAAUCACAACUGAUGCAGCAUUGAUUUCACAGACUCCUCGCACAACUGAGUCUGCUGUGGUAUGGCAGGUUGUCACCUCCUCCAAGGUCCUAGUGGAAGGAAGUCCAGCCAGUGCAAUUCCAGAUGAAGCUGAAGGAUCUGCUAUGUAUGAAGAGACUAAAGAAUCAGAGGAUAAUAUCAUUCCUGCAACAGUCAGUGCUGAUUUUUCUAUAGACGAACCUGAAUCUGCACAACCAGAAACAGGAACAGCAGACAAAGUUGAAGUAAUCACAGCUGAAGCAGCAGUGAUUUUACAGACUCUUCACUCAACUGUGCCUCCAACUACUCUCACAACGGAGCGGGUUGUCACCUCAUCCAAAGACCUGCUGGAAGGAAGUUCAGCCGGUGCAAUUCCAGAUGCAGCUGAGGGAUCUGCUAUGUUUGAGGAGCCUGAAGAAACAAAUGCCAGUACACUUGAGCCUUCUAAAGUUCAACCAAGUGAAGCCUCAGUUCACCUAACAGUAGGCUCUGAGGCUACAUCUAGUCCUCACAAAGAUGAAGACCCCACUUCUUCUGAGCUGUUAGUCAAAGCUAUACCCACCAGUGUGGAAGGAUCUGCCAUGUAUGAGGAUACUAAAGAAACAGAAGACAUUACUCCUCGUACAACAUCCAUACCUGAAUCUGCACAACCAGAAGACAAAGUUGAAGUGACUGCAACUGAAGCAGCAGUGGUUUCAAAGACUCCUCACACACCUGAGCCUUCAGUGACUCCCACAAAGGAGCAGGUUGCGACCUCAUCUAAAGACCUGCUGGAAGGAUCUGCUAUGUUUGAGGAGAUGGAGGAAACAGAAGCCAGCUCCACUGAUCUUUCUACAGCUGAACCCAAAUCUGCACAACCAGAAUCAAGCACACAGGAGCAUGUCAGAGUAAUACCAACUGAGUCAAGAGUUGUUUCUGAGACUCUUUCAUCCAGAGUAGAUGCACAGCCAGAAACAAGAACUCUAGACAAGUUUGAAGUAAUCACGACUGAUGCAGCAUUGAUUUCACAUACUCCUCCUCACACAACUGAGUCUGGUAUGGUACGACAGGUUGUCACCUCAUCCAAAGACCUGCUGGAAGGAAGUUCAGCCAGUGCAAUUCCAGAUGCAGCUGAGGGAUCUGCUAUGAUUGAGGAGCCUGAAGAAACAAAGGCCAGUACACCAGAGCCUUCUAAAGUACAACCAAGUGAAGCCUCCGUUCACCUAACAGUAGGUUCUGAGCCUACAAGUGUUCCUCACAAAAAGGAACUGUUAAUAGAAGCUGGACCCCAAGAAGAAGGUUCUGCUAUCUAUGAAGAACCUAAUGAAACAGAAGCCAGCUCUCCUGAUCUUUCUACAACUGAACCCAAAUCUGCACAACCAGAAGCAAGCACACUGGAGCAUGUCAGAGUAAUACCAACUGAGUCAACAGUUGUUUCAGAGACUCUUUCAUCCAGAGAAGAUGCUGAACCUAGCACCUCUCCUGUGAGCAAGCCUGUGGCUACCGAACAAUUAGCAACCUCUGCUGAACCUACAGUAGAAGGAGGAUCUGCUAUGUAUGAGGAGCCUAAUGAAACCAGUAGAGCAGAACCUUCAAAAGUACAACCAAGUGAAGCUGCAGUUAAACCGACAGUUGAUGCUCAAUCUACAACUAGUCCUCAAAAAGAUGAAGACACCACUUCUUCUGGGCAGUUAGUUGAAGCUGAACCCCCCAGUGAGGAAGGAUCUGCUGUGGGCGAGGAGACUACAGAAAUAGAAGCCAGUACUCCCAGUACGACGUCCAAAUUUGAAUCUGCACUACCUGAAGUUGAAGUAAUCACAACUGAAGCAACAGUGGUUGCAACCACUGGUUUACUAGAAAAGAAAGAGACAGUGUCUGAUAUACCAGAAGACACAGAAGGGUCUGCAAUGCUUGAGGAACAUUUCCAAGGUACUCCAUAUGAAGCGGUCACUGUUUCCAAGCCAGAGGUUAUAUCAGAGGCUGCUGAACCUAGCACAUAUGCUACUAGAACACAGGCUACACCAGCUAGUGAUGUCACUGUGUCACCAUCAGUCACAUCAAGCUCAGAAAUUAAAAAGGGCGAGGAAAAGACACCUAGUGUGACCACAGAGGAAACUGAAGGGUCUGCCAUGUUUGAGGAGCCAAAGUCAACAGAAAAAACAGCCAAAGUUACCUCUGCACCUGAAUCAAGCUCCCCACCAGCAUUAAGCACUGUUAAAUUACAUGAAGGUGUUACUGAACCUGCAGAGAUUCUUACCUCUCCAGACAGGAAUGCAGGACAGCCAGUAAUUGUUUACAAAGAGGAAACUGAAGAACCAUCAACAGUUAAACCAACUGAGGCUAUGAGCAUGGCCUACACAAUUGGCUCACCUGAUUUAGAAACUCCAGUUCAAACAGUAUUGCCCAAAAUAACUGCAGUAACUGGGAGAGCACCUGUCCUCCUGGAAAGCGAACCAGGUGAAGACACAACCAGAGACAUGGUCAUUAUUGAUGAGUCUCCAAUUGGAAUGCCCGAAUCUUCUGGCAAAGAAAUCAUGGGCAAGGAUGCCGUGUCAGAAAUUGAUACUGAAUACUUCACUACUGUGGCCACCAGACCUUAUUCUGUUGCCAAGCCAACUCUGCCGCCCUAUGACAUGAAAACUACAGCCACCCCAGAAAUCCUUACUGUUCCCUGUACAAGGAAAACUGCCACAGAAAAGCCUAUACCGUUUGGGAAGGUGAAUGUCAUUGUCAUCAACAUCAAAGGGAAUGGAUCAGAUGCAGUCGGCUCUGUUUUGGAUAUAUUGGGUCAACCACUUGAUGUUGACUCUUCAAGACCCUCAGGCAGUGUUUUUCUACCUUACCCUUUUGACCACCUAGUGCCUUCUGUGGCUGAUGUUCCCAUUCCCACAGAUGUAGAAGGGGAACCCAUUUCUGAAGGAAGCGGGGAACACGAUUUCUUUGCCUCUACUUCUGUGACCCACACCCCAGCUUUGAGCUUCAUAAAUGGGAAGCAUCAGGUGACACUUGUAACUGAGCAUCGUGAUACACAGGAAGCAAGAGGAGAUCAAUUUGAGGCUGUGUCCCCCACAGAGUGUGUGCUACUAGUCCAAGAAACAGCCACUGAAGACAUUGCUCCAGCAGAAGCAGCAACAGUGCACACUUCCACUGGCCAGCCUGAUAUCCUUUCUGCACAGGUAUUAGAAGAUACAUAUAUGACAGCGACAAAGCAACCUGAGGAGGAUGCUAAAGUGCAAGGUGACAAAAAACUGGAACCAGAAAGUGGUAAUGCAACCGAGAAACCUGCUUCUGUCACUCCCCUUACAACUUCCCAGCCCACGGCAACAGCUCCAGUUAACAUUGAAACUGUGGAAAGCGACAGUCCAAAGCAUAUUUUUUCUUUUGGGGAAGAGGAAGGCUCUGGAGAAGAAUCUUCCAGAAUGGAAGUAACUUUGACAUCCACUGUGUCAUCAUCAGUUGUCACAGACAAAGAUGCAGUAGUUUCAGUCACAGAAAAAGAGGAAAGUUCUGUUGUCACAUCCGCUCCAGGUUUGUCAGACACUACUCAGACAUCAGCAGAUAAAGCAGAACCUGAUUCUCCUUCAGAGAAAAUUACAGAACUGCCCACCAGCAGCAUAAAGGAGACUGGUGUCAUUUCCAAUCAGGAGGAAGAGAGCUCUGGAGAUGCUCCGGUCACCGAAGCUUCUGUCAAGACCACAGUUUCCUAUACUACAAUCUCUGAAAAGUAUAUUGUGAGCUCUUCUGUACCAGUUGAUCGUAUCACUGAGGAGGAUGCUUCAGGAAUGGAGAUUGAUGUUUCAAUUUUCCAACCCCCUAUAUCUCCCAGCACUGUGGAUUUAACAUCCAAAAGCACUAUUGCUACACUUACAGAUGAACAAAAAGAAGAUGACACUCAAAAAACAUAUUCUCCAGCUUCAGUUGCUGCUGAUGAGUUUAUGAGCACAGCAGCUACAUCUACACAUGACUAUGACACGAAAUCUGGUGAUGGAGACGUAGUGGGUGUUGAAAGCUUACCUCCUGUCGAAGUAGAUGAAGAAAGUUCUGGAGAGGAAGCGUCUGCUGCUGAGCCACUUAUGAGCACCACUGUAUCUCCUGCUUACGUCACUGGUGCUGAGGCAUCUGCUGCUACAUCUGCAAGGACAGAAAGUACCCCUUCAGGAGCAACCAUCACAUUACCAGAAGAGGAGAGCUCUGGAGAGGAAGAACCUACGAGCAAGUCUGCCAUUGCUGCAGAUGAUGAAGUCACUACAGAAUCUCUAGUUCCUGAUAUCAGAGCUGAAGGGGAAAGUACACCAACCGCAGAGGUAACUAGUGGUGAAGAAUCUGCAACAGAAGCAACUAAAUAUGUUGAAAGAGUAACAAGUGUAGACACCCUUUUAACAGAUAGAGAGAGUUCGGGAGAAGGUGCUGUCAAGGCAGAUUCCAUGUUCCCUUCUUUUGUUACCAUUAGUACUGUUAGUCCUGGGGAGGCUGAAAAGACAUCAAUGCCCGAAAAGGAUGGUGAAACCACAAUUACAGCAUCACCCACAGAGAAGGCUUCUGCAGCUUCCAGCAGUACUCAAGAGGAGUUCACAGUUACCACUACAGAUAACAAAAUUGCAAGUGCAGUCACUUCAUUCACAGAACAAGAAGAAAGCUCUGGUGAUACACAUACUGAGAUAAUUACAACACCUAUACCCAGUUCAACAGAGAAACCAAAGACAACAACAGAAGCAAAGAAAACUGAUGAGACCCAGACAGAUUCAUCAUUUGUAGAAGGCAUUAGCUCUGGUGAAGACCCAUCGCAAACAGAACCUCAUGUACUGUUUAAUACUGUCAUCCCAACAGAAGUUGCCACAGCCAAGGCACACACAGAUAAAGGGUCACCCAUGGUUACAGAAAUAAGCAGCACUGAUGACAAAACAUCGGUUACUUCUGAUCUGGUGCCUGGAGCUGUUCGCAUUGUUACUAUUGCAGGUGAUGAUGUUGAGAUGGCUGUUACAUCUACUCCAAUGGUAUCUUCCGUGGUGUACGAAACGUUUGACGAGCAACAAGUUGUAUUUCCAAGUCCAACAAGCAGUCGAGCUGAAAGCGGCAUUGAAGAAAUCUCAGCCACCACAAAGCCUUAUGAAAAGACUCCAUCAGUAAUUAUUUUUACUGAAGAAAGUCUGGAUGAAGAGGAGUUGUUCUCAAGUCCAACGGAUAAUGUUACUGAAGACCAGCAAAGCAUUGGGGUAAAAGCAACGGAAGAGACUAUUAUUGAUGCGGAUGCAGUUAAAAUAGAAACACCUUACAAAGAGUCAUCCCCACCUUUUCCACCUACAGUUAUUACAGAAGAAGCAGGGGGUAUAGCAGCUGUGACCUUCACGCCAAGGUCCUCUGGGAUACAUGGUGAGAGUGAAGGAUCUGGUGAACCUACUUUGGCUCUUACUUCUGAGUUUGAAACAACAGACUUCAAUGUUAAAGCUGUGACUUCUGAGUUUGGGGUUAUUCCUACACACAUAGCUAAAGGAAUGGAUACAGUUGAGAAUGAUAGAGAACCCAGUGUAAGCACAGAAGAAACAUUAACAAGUGAAAAGGAGGAAUACACGCAAACUGCACCUUUAAGUGAAUCAUCAGGAGAUGAAAUUACUGAGCAGGAUGAAGUCCCAGAAUCAGUGGAAACUACGGUUGCAGCAGAACCUUUUAAAGUCACAACUCUUUCACCAGUUCAAACAAGUUACCUUCCUAGUCAAGAUCACUCUGCUGCACCAGAGAGCAAAUUAGAAGAAACAGAGAUCUCUACAUCACUGCCUUCUGCAUCAGCAGAUGCAACUGAAUACCCAACCCCAGGACCUGAUACAGAACUUCAUCUAACUACUCAACUUCAACAACAUGAAAUAAUUGUUCAAUUAAGCACAACAAACUUGCCAAGGACCCAAGUAAGUCCAUCUGAAGAUGCAUAUAAGGAAGUAAUAUCAGAGGAUGCCUCAACUCACAUAUCAUCUUCUGAUCAGUUACUUGAACAAUCUGCCACUCCACAACCCCUGGAUUUUAGUGCAGAACCCAGCCAAACACCUGAUGUUCCUGAACUUGUUGAGGCAGGACCACCCUCAUCAGCUACUGAACAUUCCUCCACAUCGACCGCUGAAGUUCAAGAUAAGGAGAGCUCCGGGGAGGGAAUUACUCAUGAGGCUGUUCAAGAAGAAUCCACUGCUGGAGUAGUUGUAGUUACCACAACACAACCUUCAGCACAGUCAACCGUCUCGCAACCACAACCUUAUCCAGUGGGUGAUGGGAAACCUCCCCCCUCAUCUGAAACUAUUAGUAUAGCAUUAACAACAUCAACAUCCGCAGUAUAUGAAAGCACUCUGAAGGAAACUGAUGGUGAAGAGAAAAAAGAGGAUGUAUCCUCUUCACCUGUGAAAACAUCAGAGCAAAUAGAUGCUGAAGGUUCUUCCCCAUCUGCCAUUGAUGAUGAUAUCACUAGAGGUGAAACUCUAGUAACUGACAGUGUUAUGCCAUCUGCUACUGUAGAUGGUAUUUAUUCCCCUACACCAUCCAUCGGUGCUGUUGUGCAGCAUGAGAGUAAAGCUGAAGAAGCAGAGACUUCAACUCCACCUGCUGUGGAAACUCAAGAACCUCUUCUAGAGGAGACUGAAUCUUCUCCAACACCAGAAGAAGAGACUACCCCAGUGUUACAAUGGGUUGAAAGCAUACCACACUUUGAAGUAACUGAUGAACCAACAGCAUCAAGUGAGAAGAUUGAGGACAGAGAGAUUGAUCACAUUUUAUUUGGCACUGAAUCCCCUGGAGAGCAAGUUGAAGGUCAUAUGGUCCAGAUUCCAGGACAGGAUCUUUGUAACAAAAAGUUGUGCCUUAAUGGAGGUUCAUGUUACCCAAGGAGCAAUUCCUACAUCUGCACAUGCACACCAGGAUACAGCGGGGAGCACUGUGAAAUAGAUAUUGAUGAAUGCCAGUCGAACCCUUGCCAAAAUGGAGGCACUUGCAUUGAUGGCAUCAACUCCUUCACUUGCAUGUGUCUACCAAGCUACGCCGGGACCGUCUGUGAACAAGAUACUGAGACCUGUGACUACGGCUGGCACAAAUUCCAGGGGCACUGCUACAAGUACUUUGCGCACCGCCGCACCUGGGAUGCCGCAGAGAGAGAGUGCCGCCUGCAGGGGGCGCACCUCACCAGUGUCCUCUCGAAUGAAGAGCAGCUCUUUGUGAACCGCUUGGGACAUGACUACCAGUGGAUUGGACUGAACGAUAAGAUGUUUGAGCAGGACUUCCGCUGGACUGACGGCAGACAUCUGCAAUAUGAGAACUGGAGACCUAGCCAGCCAGACAGCUUCUUUUCAUCUGGAGAGGAUUGCGUCGUUAUGAUCUGGCAUGAAAAUGGCCAGUGGAACGAUGUGCCCUGUAAUUAUCAUCUCACCUACACCUGCAAAAAGGGGACAGUUGCCUGUGGUCAGCCUCCGGUUGUGAAUAACGCCAGGACUUUUGGCAGGAUGAGGCCACGCUAUGAGAUCAACUCCUUGGUCAGAUACCACUGCAGGGAUGGUUUCAUCCAGCGGCAUGUACCAACUAUCCGGUGUAGAGGAGAUGGAAGAUGGGAUGAACCAAAAGUAUCCUGCUUGAGCCCAUCCACUUACCAAAAGACUUACGCAAAGAGGUACUAUGACAACAACUUUGACAAGAGUGGUACAAGGAGCUCCAACAAAAAUUAUGUGAGACACGUACAUCGCUGGGCCAACAGGCAAGAGGAAUGGAGGCACUGAGCAGCUCCUGGGAGCCACGUCUACACGCUCCUCCAGCCUGACGAACAGUGCCUUUAUUGACAUGUAUUGGGAGAUUUUAAAAUGCAUCUUCAGACAUGGACUUCAGUGUUAAAAGAACACACCAGAAACGAGUGUCUGAUAAGUUAUCAAAUGUUUUAUUUGUUUUAACUUCUAAAAUGAGUUGAAAGUCUUGUCAUCAAAACACACUGAGAAGUCUUUUUCAUUGGGUGAUGUUUUUUUUUUUUGUCUUUUUUGUCGUUAUCUGCAAACUUAUUUCCAGCCUCAUACUUUUUCACUGUACUAGUCUCCUGUUUAAGCAAUUCCACAGCACAACGCAGCAAUCUGUACUUGUUAAACAAGUAACACCAUCUACCAGUUCAGUGAAGAAAAAAAAAACAUGUAAAUAAGAUUAAUGUGACAGUUUAAUAAUGCUUAAAUAAUGUAAAUAAAUAUUCAUAUUUAAGCAGACAUAUUCAGUACUGGUUACUUACCAUUGGGAAUUCGGAGGAUCUUAUCCAUUGUUUAUGCUGCUCCAAGUUGAGGCUGGGAAUUGUUCGAAUAGCUUUAUUUAAAAAAAACUGAUUGAAAAAAAUUGAUUUGUGAAAGGAAGGAAGGCUAACUGAAAAUUAACUCAUAACUGAGGGCUUGUUUCCUGAAAAUGAAACAUGUUGUGCCAUUCUAUAUAGUAUAAAGCAUUCUAAAGUACAUACGAUGGAACCAGGCAAGCCUUAUCUAGAGACUGCAAUACAGAGCCACUCACACGUUCAGCCAUCAUCGACCAAUCACAUUCAGAGACUGCCCGAGGAUAUGACAUGGGGCCUUGCUCAGAAUAUGGUUGGCCCCCAUUAGAGAUCAAAGUGCCAAAAUACAUUAACACACUUUGUGUUUUUAUCUCAUUCACUCUCUCGGAUAUGGUAGCUUUGAGCGGUUCUCAAACAAAUGCGCUAAACUAAAAUUAUCUUAUUAAAAGAACGGCAUCUUGCUACUUUUAUUGUAAAUAAAACAUGUUUUGUAUAUAUAACCAUUUUGUAACCCAGCUGGCUCUUUGAGCUAAUAUAUAUAUAUAUAUAUAUAUAUAUAUAUAUAUAUAUAUAUAUAUAUAUAUAUAUAUAUAUAUAUAUAUAUAUGAAUGUGUACAUCUGAGUUGUGCAGCUCUCCAGCUUUCCUAAAUAAAUUAAGUAAAGCCACAGAGAUUUAAUUUAUGUUCUAUUUGCCUGUGAAAAGGGAAAAAUGUUUUUUUAAAUAUAGAAAAUAUAUAUUUUAUUAAUAAUUUCCUCUAUUAACCCCUGAAUUCCUUGGUAUGUUUACAGUCAACCUUAGCAUUCUAUAGCUUAUUAAGAAAACCUUUUUAUUAACUAAAUGUAAACUGAUCAUUUAUUUAAAACCCUUUCUGUUUGUUCACAUUGCAUGAUAUACGAGAUGCAAUCACAUCACAGUGCUCUGUCCCUGCUUACUAAAAGUGUGCUGCACAACAGAAACAAAGCAUUGUUCGAUGUGAUGAAGAGGAAGACUUAUAUUUACUCUUAAGCAGAGGAGACAUUCAGGGGUCAAUAAGGGAUAAUCGCAGGUAGUAUCCAUCAAUUAAAACUGCUAUGGCUCAUUUGUAACAACUCUUUCACACAGAAAUCCAAUCAGCUGCUGCCCCAGUCAAUAACCAUCCAUUUGGCUUACCAGCCAGCAAAGUGGCACAAUUUCAAUCUGCUUUCUAUUUCCAUUUCAAAGCACAUAAUACCUUUUUUAUAGUAUAACUUGUAUAUUGCAUAAUGUGAAUGUCUGAGAUUUUUGUGAAUUACAGUUUUUCAACUUUUUAUACAUGCCCUGUUUCACCAAAGAAACUCAAGAAAUGUUUUACUAUAUCUU